UCCAAAGUCCCAAUCAGAGAUUUGUAGUGGGGGGAAAACCGCAGAGCCGAAGAGAGGAGAGGAGAGGAGAGAAGAGAAGACAAGAGAAGAGCAGAGCAGAGAAGAGCAGAGCAGAGAAGAGAAGAGCAGAGCAGAGCAGAGAAGAGAAGAGCAGAGAAGAAGAGAUGACCUCCAGUGAAGUCCGGAUGCCCGCGGAGGGGAAGUGCGACCCGGCGGCGCUCGUUGCGUCUCUCCAUCUGACGCCGUGCCCGGUGGCGGAGCCGCAGAUCACCUACACCCAGCUUUUCAUCAACAACGAGUGGCAGGACUCUGUUAACGGGAAGGCCUUCCCCGUUUACAACCCGGCCACCGGAGAACAGAUCUGUGAGGUCCAGGAAGCAGAAAAGGCUGAUGUGGACAAGGCAGUGCAGGCCGCCCGCCUGGCCUUUUCCUUCGGCUCGGUAUGGCGGAGAAUGGAUGCGUCCGAGAGGGGCCGACUGCUGUCCAAACUGGCUGACUUGGUGGAGAGAGACAGCCUGUAUCUCGCAACUGUCGAGUCACUGGACAGUGGGAAACCAUUCCUCCCCACCCUGUUUGUUGACCUCCAAGGAACCAUUAAGACGCUCAGAUACUUUGCUGGAUAUGCAGACAAGAUCCAUGGCACCUCCAUUCCAAUGGAUGGAGACUACCUGACGUUCACCAGAUACGAGCCCAUCGGAGUUUGUGGACAGAUCAUCCCGUGGAACUUCCCCCUGAUGAUGACAGCAUGGAAGCUGGGUCCGGCGCUAGCAUGUGGGAACACUGUGGUCCUCAAACCGGCUGAGCAAACCCCACUCACCUGCCUCUACAUGGGGGCGCUCAUCAAGGAGGCCGGCUUUCCACCGGGAGUCAUCAAUAUUUUGCCAGGAUUCGGGCCAACAGCAGGAGCUGCGAUUGCCUCUCACAUGGGCAUAGACAAAGUGGCUUUCACAGGAUCAACCGAGGUUGGCAAGCUGAUCCAAGAAGCAGCUGGGAAGAGUAAUCUGAAGAGAGUAACGCUGGAGCUUGGAGGAAAGAACCCAAACAUCAUAUUCGCAGAUGCUGAUAUGGACCUAGCAGUGGAACAGGCCCACCAGGGAGUUUUCUUCAAUGCAGGCCAGUGCUGCACGGCUGGCUCUCGCAUCUUUGUAGAGGAGCCAAUCUAUGAGGAGUUUGUUAGAAGGAGCGUGGAGCGAGCCAAGAGGAGGAGAGUCGGCAGCCCCUUCGAUCCCACCACUGAACAGGGCCCACAGAUCAGCCAGGAGCAGCAGAGCCGUGUGCUGGAGUUCAUCCAGAGUGGCAUCAGUGAAGGAGCCAAACUGGAGUGUGGAGGCAAAGCGCUGGGCCUGAAGGGGUUCUUCAUCGAGCCCACUGUCUUCUCCAACGUGAGGGAUGACAUGCGAAUCGCCAAGGAGGAGAUUUUUGGACCCGUACAACAGAUAAUGAAGUUCAAAACUAUUGAAGAGGUGAUUGAAAGAGCCAACAACACGGACUAUGGCUUGGUUGCUGCUGUAUUUACCAAUGACUUCAACAAAGCCAUAACCAUAUCCACAGCCAUGCAGGCUGGCACCGUCUGGAUAAACUGCUUCAAUGCCCUCAGCACACAGUGUCCAUUUGGAGGAUAUAAAAUGUCUGGCAAUGGACGUGAAUUGGGAGAGAGUGGCCUGAGGGAGUACUCAGAGGUGAAGACCAUCACCAUGAAGAUGGUGGCCAAAAGCUCUUAAGCCAGCCAAGGUUGUGAUGUUUCUCACUAACUCCCUCCGUGGUUGGCCCGUCCAUGGUGGUAAACCACAUUAACCAUCCCAACUAGUCAUCUCCAUGGAUAACUACAUGCUGUGACCGCUGGCUGCUCCCCAGCCUCUCCGCCGACACUCUGCUUGCCAUGGAAAGCCACUUUAGUCCUUGCCCAGCAGUAUUCUUCUGCCGUGAAGCCUCGCGGGCAGUCUUUUGUUCUAAUUCAUACCUACAAGCACCCAAAAAGCCCCGUAAGCCUCCUUCACUAACUACACUAAAGCACUCAAAGAGAUGAUGGGGGAGGCUGUUCUGUCUCUGCGACCCCCGAAGACCCCCCACACACCAUACCCCCCCAAAGAUGGAUACGUAGAGAUUAAAAAAAUAAAAAAUAAAAAAAAGUUGUCCAUUUAUCUCUAUGUUAGCAAUUUGUAAUUAUGUUGGGAGGCAUUAUGGUUUUGAUGUACUGUAGUGUAUCAUGUCAAGAACAUCAUACUAAAAUGUAUAUAUCAUUAUUUUGGAAGACUAAAUGCAAGCAUAUCAGCUCAUUUAUGACCACUGAAGUUGUCAGCCUCAGAUAUAAAUGGUUGAGUCCAUUUAGAAUGUUAAUUCAGAACUAAAUUUGAUCUUUUCUUGUCUUUGUUUAUAUUUUAGCUUUUAUGACCUAACACUGUAUGUCAACCUUUGACUGAUGUAAACCUAAAAGCAAGACUUUAGCCUCUGAAAAGCAUUUUACUCGUCACUGCUAGAAGAGGAGUAAAUGUAUUUUAAACAUUAUGUAACAGAUUUUCAUUGACGUCUGUGUAUGUUCAUGUUUUUAUAAUCAUAUACUAUGAAAUUAUAAGAGCUAAAAAGUGACCAUAGUUUUUUUUUCAGUAAAAACUUUUUUUCCUUUAAAACUCUUUUCAUUGUGUGUUCACUACAGUGUCAUAGAAGAUAAUAUAUUUGUGAUAUUUACAGUGUUACAUGCAUCAGGGCUGUUUCUACAUUCCUGUCCUCGAGUCCUCUCCUCACUUCCACACAGUUAAAAGACUCGUAUUUGCCAGAGAUCUGAGCCACAUGUCUCAUUUCAUGAUAACAAAUCUGCUGCUAAAACGUACAAACCUGGUUCAAAUUCAGGUGAUAUUUAAUUAUUUGUAUUUGAGAAUGAUUAUUUUUGAUGUAUUUGAAGUAUUUGCCAAUAAACUGGCCCAAACAGGUGAUUUUUCAAUGAAAUAUUUGUCACUUCCGAAUACAUUUAUCAUACGUAGGACUUCUAAAUUAAUUUAUUGUAACACUGUAUGUACUUUUUCGAGGUAUUUGAUUUAAUCCAGCACGUAAAAGGUAGAUUUUAUAAAAACAUGUUUCCCA
Lampris incognitus (smalleye Pacific opah) is the source of this 3078-nucleotide messenger RNA. It is a transcript of the gene aldh1a2, whose product is annotated as aldehyde dehydrogenase 1 family, member A2. The record is from RefSeq and is a predicted model, not a curated record. The transcript has 13 exons. Lineage: Eukaryota; Metazoa; Chordata; Actinopteri; Lampriformes; Lampridae. The coding region runs from base 165 to 1721 and encodes 518 amino acids. Gene Ontology annotation, molecular function: aldehyde dehydrogenase (NAD+) activity.